CUCUGGACCAUGAAUAGCACAAGCGGUUAUAGAAAAUCAAUGGAUGUGCAUGGAUCCCAAUCUUAGAGCUGGAGCGCUCUCUCUUCGCAUCGUCCGCCUGCUCUCUCGCGGGGUCCACAGGGAAGAGCUGACGCCGAGGCUAGCAGUGCCACCUGCGCAGGGUAACCCGGGGCGACCGCGGACGACAGCACACCGGCGACCUCCAUCGGGAGGGGAGCAGAGAGCCCUCGGCACCUGAAAGAAGGGGAUCAGUCUGCUCAGCCAGCCGCGACGUGGGACCGUUGACCUUCGCCGCCCCCUGUGCUGCGUGUAGGGGGCGGGAACACCCCCUCCGUACCGACCGGCCAUGGAGGAGACCCUCACCUGCAGCAACACAACCUUCACGCAGGUUUUUGGCAAUCAGGGGCAGCUCAUGCAAGCCACAGUGCAGUCCCUGAACAGCCUCAAUGACCAGAUCGCCCAUUUCAUGGUGAAUGGGCCCAAGGCCCUGGACAACGAGGACGACGCCUUCCUGCCCAGUGAGAAGGAGACCCUAAAGAAGUCCAUGACCUUGAUGAGACACCUGCUGAUGGAUGCCCAGGCCAAAAUCCUGAAAAUGAUGGAUGACAACAAGCAGCUGGCCCAGCGCAUCGACGGCGCGAUCCAGUCGGCCAGUCAGGAGGUGACCAACCUGCGUUCAGAGCUGAGCACCACCAGCCGCCGGCUCGCCGAGCUGGGGGCCAGUGACCCCCCCAUGGCUGAGAACGCGCAGCACAACCACCACGAACCGUCUGUGCACCAGAGACAGAAGCCAGCGACAGACGUUUGCUAUAAAACUGACAUAACAAGCCUGAUGGAUUUCAACACCCCGGAUUCUUCUCUGGACAAGAUACUGCUGAGGGAGGAGGUGGCGCGACUCCAGGAGGAGGUGCACUUGCUGAGGCAGAUGAAGGAAGUGCUCACCAAGGAGCUGGAGGACCCGCACAGUGGCUGCUCCGCCGAGCUGCUCUCGGCCACCGAGCUCCGGGUCCAGCUGGUCCACAAGGAGCAGGAGCUGGACCGAGCCAAAGAGGCACUGCAAGCGAUGAAGGCGGAUCGCAAACGGCUGAAGGUGGAGAAAGCGGACCUGGUGAACCAGAUGCAGCAGCUGUACACCACGCUGGAGAGCCGAGAGGAGCAGCUGAGGGACUUCAUACGCAACUAUGAGCAGCACAGAAAAGAGAGCGAGGACGCGGUAAAGGCCCUGGCCAAGGAGAAGGAUCUUCUGGAGAGGGAGAAGUGGGACCUGCGGAGGCAGACCAAAGAGGCCACGGAGCAUGCGGGGGCGCUCCGCAGCCAGCUGGACCUGAAGGAGAACCGGAUCAAGGAGCUAGAGGCUGAGCUAGCCAUGGCAAAGCAGUCCCUGGCAACGCUCACUAAGGACGUGCCCAAACGGCACUCCCUGGCCAUGCCCACUGAGGCUGUCGUCAAUGGCAACCAGGAAUGGGUGGUACAGGCGGACCUGCCCCUCACAGCUGCCAUCCGGCAGAGCCAGCAGACGCUGUACCACGGGCACACCCCCCAUCCCGCCGACAGGCAAGCGGCAGUGAGGGUGAGCCCCUGUCACUCACGGCAACCCUCCAUCAUCUCGGACGCCUCAGCUGCCGAGGGCGACCGCUCCUCCACACCCAGCGACAUCAACUCCCCACGGCACCGGACGCACUCUCUCUGCAACAAAUCCUCUUUGAUCUUUGGCUACAGACUGCGGCUGCCCAAAAGUGACACCUUCUCUCUUCAUUCUCUCUCUCUCUCUCUCUCUCUCUCGUGUUUUUCCCCCUCUCUGUUGGUAUUUUCUCUCUCUCUCCUCCGUCUGCCGUUUCCCUCUUUCCUGAUCUGGCCACAGUCUCUAGAGGACCUGGAAGACCAGAAGCGUAAGAAAAAGAAGGAGAAGAUGGGCUUGGGUUCUCUGUCACGAGUCUUCGCCCGAGGAAAACAGCGCAAGUCCCUGGACCCGGGUCUGUUCGAUGGUACUUCCACUCCUGACUAUUACAUAGAGGAGGAUGCAGACUGGUGAUGGCAGCCCCCCAACCCCCAAAACCUUGCUCUCCCUACUCCCCAAGCCCCCCACCCGUUGCAUCCCAGACCUCCUGCAAAGGAGAGAGAGCAAGCAUGUGUGUGGCUGCCUGUCACCCUGCCUGUGAAGGGUCUGGCUGAGGGUUCGAGAGGGAAGACCCCGCCCUCCACCAGUAUUAGUGUAAAAAUAUUAGUAGUAAAAUACCUUUAUGUAUGUGGAAAAAAAGAGAAAAAAAGCAGGCCCACACACUCACACACUCCCACACGCACAUUUCGGAUUUGGGAAGCGUGGAUGUUAACUGUCAUCUUUGGAGCAGCGUGGCCCCAUUUCCGUGUCUUUAUAUUAAGAAUUUUUUCCUUGUUCGGUAACUUGACUUGAAGGACUGCUGUGUAUUUGUAAAUAACCGUCAUUGUGCACUUUGUGCUUGUAAAUGUCCAAUGUCCUGAAUGCAUUUUUGUUGGUAUUUUGUUGUUAUUUUUGACCCCAGCUUUUGAAUUUCAUUCCUCUUUUUUUCUCGUGUGUUCUCACUGCUUGGUCCAUUUCCUGUAUUUGGCCAGUAAUCAAGAAAAGCUUCCUUUAGGCAAUGUGCAGACUCUCUGGGCAUGUAUCCCAAAAUCAGGAUAUAUAGUCAUCCUCAAAGCUACAAGCGGUAAAUGAAUAAAGACUUUGAUGUUUACGUCCUGGGCCGUCACGACAAAACAAACCUAAAGACACCAAUGCCCUGUGUGAAGAUGUAAAUGUCCUGUAUGUGACCAACUGUGUGCAUGUAGAAGCUGAGAGCAGAGCUUUGUGAGUUGAGGGCUGCUGGGCAGACAGACUCAGAUAAGAGCAAAAGGACAAGUGCUUAAGCUAUACCCACUGGCCAGUGAGCACUUUGUGUCUCGAUAAGGGAAGAGUAGUCACCCCUAAGGGUGCAUCUCAGGCAGCAUGCAGUGCACCUCUGUAAUAACUGAUGCAUUGUUUAAGUUGUGCAUUUGUCCAGGCGUGUUCACUUCCUGAAGUUACUGGGGUGUUACACCCGUAGAUGUAAAAAUGACCUAUUUCCUGCCAUCUGGGUCUCUUCUCUCCAGAAGAAAAUGUGCACAGCUUCCAUUUUGGUGCCAAGCUGAUUUGGAAGCUAUAAAACGAGAAUUUAUGAGAUUGGUAAUUUAACCUGAAACUGCCCCAAAAUAACGUGAAUAUGUGAAUACUCCCACAAGAUACUAUUUGGGCAGCCUUUUGGAAGGAUUACCCCCUAGAUGAGGGAUAUGAAAGAGCCGCAUCCCCUUUUAGGGGUGAAAUAAAUGCGAUCACUCUAAAAUGUGUUUUAUCAUAGUUAAAGCGUUUUGUUAAAUUCGGUGGUUUUGUGAGGAAAAAUUACUGCUGCCGCCCUCCACGGGUGGAAAACUGUUAAGGAAAUUGACCAGCAUUGUGCUAUCGUCCCAAAAGCACGUACAGUCCAGCAUGUUGACACUCUCUAGGUUUGUCUGAAAUGCAUGGCAACCUUGAGUUUCAGUUGGUCUCAUCAUCGGAAGAGUCGAUGAUAGUGAGCGAGGUUGCCCUGGCCUUUGGACUGGGAAGGAAAGACGAGAACCAUCUACCCCCCCUGCCUCUGGGCAAACUGGAGGAAAGCCAGCAGCAUUGAUGACUGACAUUCCGAGCGUGUUAACUGGAAAAGCACGCUCUAAGAGGCACUGGCUCAAUUUUAUUACUCAAAACUAAGCGCUUUUGAAUUGCACUUAAGGCACCGUGAAUAGACCUAAGUUAUAAUCUGUAUCUUCGAUACAGCAAACAUGGCUGGGGGAGACUUGGGACCCCAAAUUCAUUCUGCUUAUUUCUACAGCACGACCGGCUGCACAUCUUGAGCCCGGAGAAAGCAAUGGUGCUGUGUAGCGUAUCUUCGACCUUAGAGGCGACCUUAAAGAAUCCGCCAUCGGAACAGUCGCUCUGGGAGGGUCUCUUGGCGGCAGUGUGCAGUGAUUGCUGGUCACCACGAGGACAGACUGGUCACUCCCAAGUGUGUGUAUCAAAAGAGGCUUAGAUAGUUUGCUGUUUUAGUAUUUUUCACACAGCUUGUACGUUUGCUGUCGCUCUUCAGACCGAAUUUCCCGCUCAUGCCUACAGCAGUGGAGCCAGCAGUCUACCUGGCACCAGCUCCUGCUCCCUUAACUUUCCCUCCAGAGAGCACCAUAGCCCCCCCUCCCCCCUCGGCUGGCACUGGGGCUCCUGCCAGUUGCACCCCCCACCUUGAAGCCCCAUCCGCUUGGGCUGACUGAAGGAAGCCCACGCCACUGUGAAAUCCAGCUGAAAUAACCUCUCACUGCGCUGAGUUCAGUUCCAUGUGUGAAAGAUAAAUGGAAAUGUGGAGUUCCCACGACAGCUUUUUAGGGAUUUCGGAGCACUCGACUGAUUACACUUGUAUUACGGAAAAACUUCAUCAAAAUUUAAAUAAAUUGAGUCCUUUGCAGUCGGGCCUGAGAGCUUUCACUCAGCAGAUGGUACUUUUUUCUUUCUUUCUCCACUUCAUGGGCAAGGAUGUUUAGCAGCAGAAGUUACGUCCUGGGAUGUGUGAGACUGUUCCUGGGGACAUGGAGCAUCACCUCAGCUGGCCUGUGACAUUGAGGGUCUGGCCAGAUCACAUGACUAGGCAGCAUCGAGCCUCAGGCAGCACUGUGUCCUCGUCCCCCCCCCCCCCCCCAUUCUUAUACAAACAGCCUGGAGUCAGGUGUUCAGCUCACUUUAUCUUUGGCAUUGUGGGAAUAUAAUAUAUAAUAUAAUAUCUAUAUAAUGAGCUAGAUUUGAGUCCUGCAUAUGAAUUAGAAAUAAAUUAGCUCCUCUUGUACUGGCAAAGAAAAUAAAAAAUAAAUAAAUAAACCAGGGUCAAGUUGCCUGAAAAGCAAUUAAAUAGGUGCCAAAGAUUAAUAGCCUUUUCAAAAAACAGCAUAUUAAUUGCUCUAAUCUGCACUGAGUGAGCUUGCCGAGAUGUCUGCCUUGCCUUACAGGAUAGCCUUUGUCUUGUCAUUCAGUCACUAAAACACUGCUAGCUACCUGCUCAUCUAACGUGGUUGAAUGGGGAGUCACGGGGGUGUAAAGGAGAACUCGGUAGGCCAUGCUGCUUUGCGACAGGGGUCACCUGUAACUGCGGAAAGGGGAGUCCCUCGCUUCUCCUUUCCUGUUGGCAUUCCAUAUAUAAAAAAACCAUUAUUUUUGUAGUUUUAUUUUGUAAACAGAUUCGCUGUCAUUUCAUUAAUUUUAUUUUUUGUAAAUUAGAAAAUAAUGCUGAUAUCUACUAUUAAAGAGAUUUAUUUAAGAAGAAAUGAGCUUCAAUGACGGAAAAUCAGGACAGUGAAGGAAAAUCACUGUUUUUAGCUGUUUGGAAAUAGAGGGAAGGGAACAAGUUUUAAUGGCAUGGAAACAAUACAGUAAAGAUCUAAAUAAAAACUUAUUUUAAAAUAAA
Molecule: messenger RNA, 5468 nt
Organism: Brienomyrus brachyistius
Lineage: Eukaryota; Metazoa; Chordata; Actinopteri; Osteoglossiformes; Mormyridae
Gene: kazna
Product: kazrin, periplakin interacting protein a
Exons: 11
Coding region: 347-2032 (561 amino acids)
Source: RefSeq, a predicted model, not a curated record